AUGGCUGAGUGCGAUAUGAAAUCCAUGAAGAUGGAAAACACCAAGCUUGAAGGGGCGGGGGAGCAACUUUCUGGCAAAUACAUUGAAACGGCAAGCAGAGACAAAGCCUUGAAUUUGCUUGCCAAUCGCCAUGCUCCUUUUGACCCCAACUCAGCAGAGGCGAUACGGGUCAGAUGGAAGAUCGACAUGCGAAUUAUGCCGAUGAUCUUCGUCAUAUACUGCCUUCAACUCAUGGAUAAAAAUAGUCUGUCAUUUGCUGCGAUUAUGGGUAUCAAAGAAGACACCAAUCUCUCAUCUGCACAGUAUUCCUGGCUCGGAUCACUUGUUUACUUUGGGUAUCUCGGGGGUGACAUCCCGGCAACAUAUCUCAUGCAACGGUUCAACCUGUCGAAAUAUCUCGCUAUUAUGUGUAUGAUAUGGGGAGUUAUUGUUGCGCUGCAUGCAGUCUGUCAUGAUUUUGCCAGUCUAGCUGCAUUACGAUUCUUUCUAGGUGCUAUUGAAGUCUCAACAGUACCUGUGGCUAUCUACAUCACUGGCGCUUUCUAUACAAAGGAAGAACAGCUCACACGAGUCGCACUGUGGUACACUACAUCCGGAUGGGCAGCUGUCUUCGGUGGCUUCCUUGCCUGGUGUAUGUAUCAUGCUAGCAACUUCCGCUGGCAAGGUCUCUUCAUUUUGUAUGGAGCCAUGACAUUUUUGACCGGGGUUCUCCUGUUUAUUUUUCUUGCCGCGUCUCCGACAGAUGCUAAGUGGCUGACCGAAGAAGAAAAGAUCAUUGCCCUCGAACGCGUUCGAGAAAAUAAAACAGGUACCGAAGUGUGGAAAUUCAGCUGGCCUCAGCUUCGAGAGGCGCUGCUUGACGUUCGGCUAUACCUGCUAUUUUUCAUGUUGGUCUCGACUGGAAUGCCUAACGGUGGCUUGACUGCCUUCGGCCCAACUAUUGUGGAUGGCUUUGGCUAUGAUGUGCCUACCACCCAGCUUUUGAAUAUGGGCUCCGGUGCGGCUCAAGUCGUUGGAACCUUCCUUGCUCUUUUCCUUGCCAAAUGGACCAAUCGUACCUUUGCUGGUAUAUGCACACUUCUUCUUGCCUGUAUCGGCUGCUCUAUGAUGCUUGGGAUUCCGAGCGAGAAUAAUAAUGCUCGGUAUGGUGGAUAUGUCCUGGUAUAUCAAUUUCCAAUCUGCAUUCUUUUCAUUAUCACGUUCUUAACCGCAGGUGUGGCUGGCUCGACCAAAAAGUUCGCUUUCGGCUGUGUCUAUCAAUUGGGAUAUGCUGUUGGCAACAUCAUUGGCCCCCAAACCUACAGGGCCCAUGAUGCACCAAAUUACUAUACGGCAAAAUAUACUAUGCUUGCGUUUUUUAUUAUCACCGCGGUUUUGAUUGGAAUUUACGGCUGGAUUCAUCACACCUGGAACCAAAAGAGAGAGAAGGAAAUUUCCUCUCAGCCACGAGACCCGGCCGAUGCUACGGAGAACGAAGAGUUUGCCGACUUCACUGACUUCCAGUUGAAGUCCUUCCGGUAUCCGAUUUAA
This is a messenger RNA of Penicillium samsonianum, 1530 nucleotides long. RefSeq lists its product as uncharacterized. The transcript is spliced from 7 exons. Gene Ontology annotation, cellular component: membrane. Bases 1 to 1530 code for a protein of 509 amino acids. Lineage: Eukaryota; Fungi; Ascomycota; Eurotiomycetes; Eurotiales; Aspergillaceae. Gene Ontology annotation, molecular function: transmembrane transporter activity. The record is from RefSeq and is a predicted model, not a curated record. Gene Ontology annotation, biological process: transmembrane transport.